AUGGCACUUAAGGAGUAUCAAGUCGUCGGCCGCAAGGUCCCAACUGAACAGGAACCUGUUCCUAAGUUAUUCCGUAUGCGUUUGUUUGCUCCUAACGAAUCUGUCGCCAAGUCUCGUUACUGGUACUUCUUGAAGAUGAUCAACAAGGUCAAGAAGGCCACUGGUGAAAUUGUUGCCAUUAACCAAAUUCACGAACCCAAGCCUCUUCAACCUAAGGUUUUUGGUAUCUGGAUUCGUUAUGACUCUCGCUCCGGUACUCACAACAUGUACAAGGAAUUCCGCGACACCACCCGUGUUGGCGCUGUCGAAGGCAUGUACCAAGAUAUGGCUGCUCGUCACCGUGCUCGUUUCCGUAGCAUCCGUAUUCUCAAGGUGGUUACCGUUGAGAACAAGGAAGAAGUUCGCCGUAGCUACGUCAAGCAACUUCUCGAUCCCAAGUUGAAGUUCCCUCUCCCUCACCGCCGUACUGGUACUCUCGGCUUGGCUGGCAAGAAGGUCUUUGCUCCUCACCGCCCUACCACUUUCUACUAA
This is a messenger RNA of Schizosaccharomyces osmophilus, 531 nucleotides long. Its product is annotated as 60S ribosomal protein L20A. NCBI's taxonomy places the organism in Eukaryota, Fungi, Ascomycota, Schizosaccharomycetes, Schizosaccharomycetales, Schizosaccharomycetaceae. Bases 1 to 531 code for a protein of 176 amino acids. Gene Ontology annotation, biological process: translation. The record is from RefSeq and is a predicted model, not a curated record. Gene Ontology annotation, molecular function: structural constituent of ribosome. Gene Ontology annotation, cellular component: cytosolic large ribosomal subunit; ribosome. The transcript has a single exon.